CCGGCAUCCGCGUCGUCUCCCCUGAAAUCCGCGGGAAGUAGCCGGGAGCAGCCCCGCGCCACCGGCCGGCGGCCACCGUCUCCAGCCAACCAGCUCGUCCCCAGCGGCGGGAAACAUGAUCGUCUGCGUCGCCGUCGUCGGCCACCAGAACAACCCUCUGUACCUGCAGAGCUUCACGGAGGCGGACGACGCCCUCAAGCUCCACCACGUCGUCCACUGCUCCCUCGACGUCAUCGACGAGCGAGUGAACAAUCCUAAAAGGAAUGCUCCUGCACUGAACGAGACAUUUCUGGGUCUGCUAUAUCCGACUGAGAACUAUAAAGUGUAUGGCUAUUUGACAAACACAAAGGUCAAAUUUAUCAUGGUCACAACUGAUCUUGAUGUCAAAGACGCAGAUGCCCGAAAUUUUUUCAGGAAGUUCCAUGCUGCAUAUGUAGACGCCGUUUCGAACCCCUUCCAUGUUCCAGGGAAGAAGAUUGCCUCAAGAAGCUUUGGCGCAAGAGUAAGCACAAUUGUGAAAUCCUUCGGUUCGGGGACAACUGCCUGAGUGCCACCUGUUUUGAUUUUCCCCUGCAGUCAAGCAUUGUGCCUUUCCCCUUUGUUGACAAUUCAUUUCUGAAUAUCCAUACUGUACUACCCCGUUUGCAUGCUGAACAAGAUGAUAGUGAUAAUUUGGUAAUGGAAAAAAGAAAAUACGGGCUCAUUCAAA
Molecule: messenger RNA, 709 nt
Organism: Oryza brachyantha (malo sina)
Lineage: Eukaryota; Viridiplantae; Streptophyta; Magnoliopsida; Poales; Poaceae
Product: trafficking protein particle complex subunit 2-like protein
Exons: 5
Coding region: 116-547 (143 amino acids)
Biological process (GO): endoplasmic reticulum to Golgi vesicle-mediated transport
Cellular component (GO): TRAPP complex; cytoplasm; nucleus
Source: RefSeq, a predicted model, not a curated record